CACCACGGUCUUAGAAGAUAUCUUCUAAGACCGUGGUAGACACGGACAACGGACUGAGAAUUGUCUGAGAUAAAAUAUAAUCGGCGUUAGUUUAUAAAUCAUAAUAUUUACUCGACAAAUUUACUUGGCUGUGCUCCAUAAUUUCCAGACUUUGAUGUACCUACCUCGUUCAAAUUCAGCAGAUAUUCCAAUGCUGUAUACCUACAUUUAAACUACGUUUUCACUAGAAAAACAAUAUUAGCUGUUUAAGAGAUCUAAAACCCGGACUUCAUAUACCAAUUACAAUGCAAAAUAAAAAGCAAAAAACAGAAUCCGGAAGAUGUGAAAACUAUGCAAAAUACGAGUAUAAUAAAUCGUCUUAUGAACAGACAUAUGAUGUGUUUCAAUCAUUACGCCAAGAUGGGUUAUUAUGUGAUAUUAAACUAAAAGCAGACGAUAACAAAAUAAUAAUCGCACAUAAAGUAGUCUUAGCAUCGGCAAGUCCAUAUUUCUAUGCAAUGUUCACAAAAUUUUCAGAACGGAAUCAUGAUCUUGUCGUAAUUAGACAGAUAGAUUCAACCGCUUUACAUCUGUUGAUAAACUUUAUUUAUUCUGGGAAAAUUAUGGUCACUAAAGAUAAUGUGCAGAUUUUACUUCCAGCUGCAAAUCUCUUGAGGUUAGAAGAAGUAACAGAGACGUGUUGUGAAUUUUUACAUUCACAACUGUGUCCCACAAAUUGUAUCGGUAUAUACACAAUAGCUGAUUUACACAGCCGUACGAAAUUGUUAACAAGCUCAGAAUUAUAUAUUCAACAACACUUUUCAGAAGUUGUUGGUGGUGAUGAAUUCCUAUCUUUAUCAUCGGAACAAAUGGUUAAAUUUAUCUCCAGUGAUAAACUUAUAGUUUCAUCUGAAGAAAAAGUAUUUGAAUGUGUAAUUCGUUGGGUAAAACAUGAAUUGGGUUCAAGAAAAUGUGUUUUACUCCAAUUAAUGGAACACGUUCGUUUACCAUUAACAUCGAAGAAUUACAUAUUAAAAAAAGUAGUUGAGGAACCUCUUAUUAAGAAUUGUUAUGAAUGUAAAGAUUACAUAAAUGAGGCAAUCAAUUUUCAUUUAUUCAAUGCAAAGCUUAUUCCACGAACCAUCCGACAUAAGCCUAGAUAUGGAGAUAAAGUUUUAUUAGAUAUUGGUGGAAUUGAACCUACGUGUACACAGUGGUACGACCCAAAAAUAAACCAAUGGCAUUUUGGACCAGAAAUUAUUACGAGCCGUCACAGAGCUUGUGGAGCAGUAGUAAAAAAUAAUUUAGUGUUUGCUGUGGGUGGUAUGGAUAAUGGUCAUCGAGUUCUUCGGUCCGUUGAAGUGCUUGAUUUAUCUUUUGAAUCACCCGGUUGGAAACCAAGUGUUGAGAUGUUAGUUGAACGAAUGGAUUUUGGAGUUGGUGUUAUCAAUAAUUACCUAUAUGCUGUCGGUGGACGUAAUCAUAGUCAUUUUGCAUUAGAUAAUGCAGAAGUUUUUGACAACAAUACUCAAGAAUGGAGUACGAUAUGUAAUAUGUCUAUUACAAGAUCCUACGUUGGGGUUGGAGUUCUGAAUAAUCUUUUAUAUGCGGUAGGAGGUUUUAAUGAUGCAUUAUUGGAAAGUGUAGACACUGUUGAAUGUUAUCAUCCCAGUAUUGACAAAUGGAUAGAAGUCGCAAAAAUGUGUGAACAUCGCAGUAGUGCUGGUGUAGGAGUUUUAGACGGCGUGCUGUAUGCUGUAGGUGGUUUUGAUGGAAAUAAAUUCUUGAGUAGUGUUGAAGCAUAUAGACCAAGUACAGGUAUUUGGACACCUAUUGGGGACAUGCAGUUUCCUCGACAACCUGCAGGAGUAGUUGCAUUAGACGGCUUAUUGUACGUCGUCGGUGGAGAAGACGAAUGUAUUAAUUUUAAUACUGUAGAAUGUUACAACCCAAAAACUAAUACCUGGACCUUAGUCGCAUCAUUAAUGAAUACUAAGAAGCAUUCAAGAGGAGUAGUAGCCAUUAAUAGGACUGGAUUUUUUAAAGCUUGUUAGCAUUACAAAUUUUGUUUUGAUACAAUAUUAUAUAAGUGCUUGCUUAUAUUGUAUUAACAUAUUUUAAUUGAUUUUUUGGUUAUUCUUAAGUUUUUGAAAGUUUUAUUAAAUGUUUUCGUAUUAUUUUUGUCAUUAUAACGAAAAUUUACAAAUAAUGAUUUGUACCUAGCUAAAAAUGUAUUAGUAUGUUUAUUUGUAUUUAAAUUAUCUGUUGCUAAGAAAUAAACAUUUAAGUU
This is a messenger RNA of Acyrthosiphon pisum (pea aphid), 2269 nucleotides long. Its product is annotated as kelch-like protein 2. The transcript is spliced from 11 exons. Gene Ontology annotation, molecular function: protein binding. NCBI's taxonomy places the organism in Eukaryota, Metazoa, Arthropoda, Insecta, Hemiptera, Aphididae. The record is from RefSeq and is a predicted model, not a curated record. Bases 285 to 2033 code for a protein of 582 amino acids.